AUGGCCACAGAGACCACACCAGCCGUGGUAUUUUGGCAGUGGGUGAACCAGUCUUUCAAUGCUGUUGUCAACUACACCAACCGCAGUGGUGACGCCCCGAUGACUGUCAAUCAGCUGGGUGCAGCUUAUGUGAGUGCCACGACUGGAGCUGUGGUCACUGCCCUGAGCCUGAAGGCCUUAGCCUCGCGUCUGCCUCCUAUUGCCAGCCGCUUCGUGCCCUUUGCUGCUGUUGCAGCUGCAAACUGUAUCAACAUCCCUUUCAUGAGACAAAGGGAGUUGAAGUUUGGAAUUCCUGUCACAGAUGAGAAUGGAAACAAGUUAGGGGAGUCUGUCAAUGCAGCCCAGCAGGCCAUCGCUCAGGUGGUGGUGUCCAGGAUCGGAAUGGCCGUCCCAGCCAUGGCCAUCCCUCCAGUUAUUAUGAAUGCCCUGGAAAAGAGAGCUUUCAUGAAGCGCUUCCCAGUCCUGAAUGCUCCUGUGCAGGUGGCGCUUGUGGGUCUGUGCUUAGUCUUUGCCACUCCUCUGUGCUGCGCCCUGUUCCCCCAGAAAAGUUCCAUAAGUGUGAGUGGGCUGGAGAAGGAGCUUCAAGAGAGGAUACGAGAGACCAGCCCCGAAACCACCCGAGUUUACUUUAACAAGGGCCUGUAG
Messenger RNA from Knipowitschia caucasica, 645 nucleotides. The record is from the annotation of a GenBank genome assembly. Lineage: Eukaryota; Metazoa; Chordata; Actinopteri; Gobiiformes; Gobiidae.